CUUUAUUUUGGUUGAUACGAGGGACCAGUUCUGAUGAUUGGAUCGAUUAAGGAUCAAGAGAACUCUUCAAAUCAUAAUAGGCAUUAGGCACACAUUACCUAGCGAUUUUUGCAUUUCUCUAAAAAAAAUACGCAUAUCCGUACAAAAAUUGUGUAUUUGCCACAAACGUGGUAUUAAAAAAAUAAUAGUAUACUAUACCUCUCCCGACUUAGUAAGUGCUUCGCGCUGCGAUUCAUGCACGAAUUUGAAGAGGCGUUAACAUAUUUUUUUAAAUAAGCGCGCGAAGUCGGUUUGCCUUGCCAUGCUCAUAUUUAAAUAAUAUGAAAUAAAAAUAUUUAACUUAGAGAAAUAAAGUAGUUGUACCAUAAUGUCAUUAUAUAAUCAGUCAUAUUUCAUUAUAUAAAUUUUAUAGUAAUAGUAAAAACUGGGUAAAAAGGGUAAGAAAAAGGCACCACAAUUCCCGCUAUAAACAUAACGCAUGGCAAUACCGUUAAUGGUGACAGAUGUUUACGCGCCAAACAACAAUGGUUGCUUGACUCGCUCUGCCAACGUUUUAUUGCGUCCCCUUUACAUGGUUUUUAGAUGUAUUUUGUGUUGUUUUUCAUUAUUUAACAUCGUGUUAUUACUUACCAACGCCUUGAUACGCUUACGGAUAUUUUAACAUAUAAUUGUUUGCUGUUCGUGUGUAUUUUGAUUCAGAUUAUUAGAUUGAACAAGAUACGUAGUCGGUUGGUCAUGUAACUCGACGCGGAUUACAUCGAGUUAGUGUUUAUUAAGAACAAUUAUAACAACAUCUACGAUGUCUGCGGUAACUCCACGCCGCUCAACACGACUUCCUCACACUCCAAAAAUGAGUGAAAGAAAGAAGGGGCUGUUUCAAAGUGAAUUGGAGGCGUCGAGGGAGUCUCUGACGAAGCAUCGAAGGCUGCCGGUGGUGAACAGCGAGAGCGACAGCGAUGAUUGCGACCUGGGCAUCAUGGGCACGCUGGACUCGAGCUCCGGAGACGAAGUCGACCACAGCGUGCCUAAGACGCCAGAACGCCAUUGGCAUGGCACUCGAAGCUCAAAACUGCUCAAAGAAAACCAUGAUCUGAAAAGCUUCAUCAAAUCACCCUUCACUCUGAACAAGUACCACACCCGGUACUCCUGUCCAGAAAAAUGUACCGGCUCUCACUCCACUCCGGUAACCCCACACAUGCAGAACCACCCCGGGACACCAUCCUCCACUCAUUCAUGCAACAGUGUCCAUACAACGUCUUCUACCUCAAGCAAGGCCCGGAAGAGCCUUGCAUCCUUAAUAGCUGACACAGAGAGCUGCAGCAGCUCUUUAAAGGAUCUUAACUUUGAUACAGACUCCGGUACAGACACCAAAGAGAACACACCAACAAAAACUUUAAGAAGAUCCAACAGAAAUAAGAUGACACCGAAACUACAAAGUUUCAAAGGUGUAUUAUUGGAACAGAAGAAGAAUCUUACGCCACCUAAUAAGAACCCAGUUGUGAGCUUGACUAAGAUGGAUUUGGCUACUAAUCUGUCACCAACACAAAUGUUAAAAACGCCUCAUACUACUGAAGCUACCAUGUCACCUCCAAAGCUAAGUCACAACCGACGCGCUGUAGUUGAAAUUGCAGAAAGCCCAGAAUCCUGCGAAAGUGAGAAAAGCCACAAAAGAUUGCGUAAUAAUAGUCUUACUGAGUACGGUCCUGUGUCUAAAUACCCUAAAGUUGAUGCCAAUUCGGCUCCUAAAGCACGUCUAUCUCUUUUCAACAGUGAUAAAUUGAAAGAGAUACUAUCAGCCAAGUCUUUCUAUGGCAAUUCUAGCCCGGAGUUAAAUAGCAGCAUUACAAACAAAAUUUCUAGCGCUAUCCAAACCUCCACAACAUACAACCGUCGUCUCUUCACAAGCCACUCACACAGACGCAAGAAAAAAUCAGGACAGAUAAACAUGGGAGUCAGACAUAGAAUCAAAAAGCCUAAAGUGCUGAAAAACAAGAUGUUCGCUAAAGGCAACCAGUAUAUGAACAAGUCUGAUUCAGCUGUUCUUAAUAACAGCACGGUUGCAAAUGUUUCGGUCAAUAAUCUGAGCAUGAAUAACGUUUCUAUGGCGAGUCAGAAUUCCUCACAAGAAUUGGACAAAGAUAAAGCAGACCCGUUUGGCAAAGAAAAGUUAACCAUAGAAGCGCUCCUCAGCCAAUGGGAGGAAGAGGAUGAACCGGAGCCAAGACCUGAGCUACCAUGCUUCAACAGCACUGUCAUAGAGGAGACAAAUCCGAUCUUCCAGCCAGUCACCGCUAUACCUGUAUCGGGGCAGGCCCUGCCGCAGGAUGGAGCACUUAUUAUUGAGUUAGGUACUGACAAGCCAGUGAAGCCCACUGAGACAGCAGAGACAGCCCAGGAUGUGACGAUGAUGGAACUUCACAAGGCAGACCAUGGUGAUGUGCCGAAUGGGCAGUUUCUACCCGUGGAUGGCGGGUUCAUAUUAGUCCAGGAUAAUGUACCAGCAGUACCUCAAGAAGAGCUGACCGACCUGGACGAGAUCGAACGCGAGCUCAAAAUGCUGGACGAGCAGAUCCUCAUGAUGACACAGACAGAUGCAACCGUCUCUGUACCAGCUGUAACUUCUACAACUACUGUUACUCCUGUGCCUGAAAUAGAUGCAAAAACGGAUGACGCCGCGAAACUGUUCCCCAUAUUCAGCAACCCCAACCCUGGGACAUGCACGCCUAGCACUAAAGGUAAAACCAGUAAGAAGUCGCUCCUGAAAGACGGGAGCAACCAGUACGUGAUCGACGCGGGACAGAAGAAGUUCGGCGCUACCCAGUGCACGGAGUGCGGGGUUAUCUACCAGAUCGGGGACCCUGAGGACGAGCAUGACCAUUUGGUCCACCAUAAUGCGACUGAUGUGCUCAAGUUCAAUGGUUGGAAAGAAGAAUGUGUAGUCGGCAGAUGGGAGAGUGCACGCUGCAUCCGAGUGCGCGGCGGCGAACUCAACUGGAAGCGAGUGGCGACCCUGCUCACUAGGGUGGUGCACGCCCAGCUCGGGUACCACGCGGACUUGCCGGACGAGAUACAUACUUACACGGCAUACCUAUACAUCGACAAGAAGCAGAUCGUAGGCUGUGCCAUCGUCCAGCCCAAGACGAGGGCCUUCAAGCUCAUACCCGGGGACCCUGACUGCUGCACCGUUGAGGAUUACCCUGUCAAGUGCGGCGUGUCCCGCAUCUGGACGCACAGCGCGUGGCGGCGGCGCGGCGUGGCGGCGCGCCUGCUGGACUGCGCGCGCGCCUCCUUCCUGCUGGGCGCCGCGCUGCACAGGCGGGACCUGGCCUUCAGCGCGCCCACUGCCGCUGGUAAAGCUCUCGCUACCAACUAUUGCGGUACUGACCGCUUUUAUGUAUACCUCGAUUGAAUGUUUAGUGCUAUGCAGUAUGCAAACGGAAAGCAAAUUGAGCUUUGGUAGUUUUUGGAAUUUAUGGUGAAUAGCGCUGCUGUACAGUUGCCGUGAAAUUUCUCGGAGCGGCCGCAGCUCUGAAAAUAUCUGAACACAUCUCUGUUGUCAAAGCGUUGGAGCGCGUGUUGAGAUAUUUUUAAGCACCUCGGCCGCUCCGAUAUAUCUGAUGGUGCCUGUGCAGUAUAUUUGUCAUUGGAGGCGACUAAACUCGAAUAUCAUUAGUUGAUUUUUUGAUUAAUCGUAAAUAAGUUAACACUUAUUAAUUUGUUUUGUACUGCUUUUUUUGUAUAACUUGCACUUAAAUCUCUUGGCUGAGCGUUUCUUUUAAAAAAAGCCACUCAUUAAUUUUAUAUUUUUUGGUAAAUUUUUCAACGAGCUCUUUCAACCCCAAUGGAAUAACAAAAAUCCUAGGGGUUUUUUUUCAAUUGUGUUACUACUUUGUACGGUGGUAACAAAAAGGAAAGUUGGAAAAAUGUAUGGAGGACUCAAAAGCUAAAAGAGCUCACGGUCCUGACUAGAAAUAACACAAAAAUGGCAAAAAAGUCACUUAAAAAAGCGUCAAAAACAGAAACGCUCAGCCACGGCCUUCCAUAACUACGCUAAAGAGCAACAUGAUGCAUAUCACCCCUUUUUUUUAUUGUGAACAUUUUAAGACGUUACAUACUCGUAUCUGCAGUUACCUAUUUUCCCAAGCAUUAAUACGAACAAAGCAAUAACAUUUUACAAGUGACUUUAGAUCUAAGACAACUGGUUUGCUACAUAAGGGUGAUAUUUCACUUGUCCAAUGUGCAAUGAGUCUCACAUUUUUUUAACCAAAAGGUGAAACGUGACAUACCACCAUAAGUGAUUUGAGAAAAAAAAAACAUUAAGACUUGUUUGACAAGAGGUCUUUUUUAAUUAGGUAUUUAACUAUGGUAGCUACCAUUGUUAUUGAUUUUAUUUAAGUAUGAAAUUAUAGGUUAUUCCAUGUUUGCUUGUAGUACGGCUCAAUUGAAAGAGUUGUGUUACUUUUAAUUAUGUAGUUGUCGUGUCGUUGUAGACUUACGCAAAUACUAUAUACUUUGUAGUUCUUUAUUUAACAGUUAGUGCUCUGUCGCUUAACUCAGACGGUUUUGAGAUAGUUAUACGGCCAUUUUCUAGUAUAAGGGAAAUGAAUUAAGACUUUUAGUAAAAAAAAAACUUACUUAUGAAACUGAAUACAAUCAGUCUCUCACAGCCAAACCUAAACAUAACAAUUUUUUACCAGAAUUAAGUUGUAUACUUAUUCUAUUUAAUGAUGAAACUCAAAAUAUAAACUAAUAAAUAUUAAUUUAAAUAGUGAAAAUGUGAAAUUAAGAAAAUUAUAGUGAUAAACAUAUUUGUGAUAGGUCUGUUAGUCUAUUUUAUUCUAGUUCUUCGAAUACUCAUUUUUAAAGACAUUUUAAAAGUUUGGUUCAUUAAAUGUGCAACACAAUGGAUUAAGCUGUAUUUUAAAACGGUUGAUGACCUCUUUACUUCUAAGGUAGGCUAAGUAUCUUAAUAUUUUGAUUUUAGUAUUGUCGUCUAUUCCAUUCGGAUAUUAAGAGGAAAGAGGACGGCCGCAUCUCCAUACACAAAUAGUCCCCAUUUUCCUCUCUGUAUACUGUCAUUUUUGAAAAUAUUUUUACUUAAUUUUAUGUAUAUGAACUAUAUCAACGCCCCUACGUUUGACUUUUUUAAUUAUUGUAAAAAUUAGGUGCAAUAAAUUGAUUUCAUACAAUUUUGAAGUACUCCUAACUGAUAAUAAUUAAAAAUAAGAAAAAAAUCUAACUUAGGGGCAUAACUGUGGUUGGUAUACAACAAAUUGUGUCAACAUAUUUUCAAUAAUGUUAAUAUCCAGAGAGAAAAAUGAAUGAUUUCGUGAGGGCCUCCACUUUCCUCUUUAAAACUCUACCAAUGAUAUAUUUGUAAAGAUACAAAAUGUACUUCAUUGGCCGAACGAUGCAGUUUCGUUCAUGGUUUUUAGUUUAGAUUCCUUUAACCGAAUCGAAAAGACGUUGUGUUAAAAAGUGUGCCAAUUUUGUUAGUAUAUUCAAUUUUGAUACUAAUAUUUUGUGUAGGUUAUUUUAUUACGUAUCGUUAAGCUACGUAAGUAGUUUGAUAAGAAUUUUAGUGAUUUUCGAGUUGAUACUUAGGUUAAGUUUAGUGAGUAAGCACAUUACCAAUGAGCGGAAUUCUUCAUAGCAAAAAUCAAACUGUCAGAGGGAUUGACCUAACUGUUUUAUCGACUUAUCGAUGUUACGGAAUAAUAUCGCAUUAGGUAUCCAUAAUCAACUUAAAAGAUUAUUCUGUAACAUUUGACCUCUUUGAUAAGCAACUUGCAUCUCCGUAUUUAAGUAAAUUAUGUCAGCGUCACAUAUGUCAUUUAUGUCACUUGAGUUUCAUGAGUGAUUUCCGUGCCGUGUUACUAAAAUGGUUAAUCCUAAAAGAAAACAAUAAAAAAAUGGAUACAGAAAGAUUCUUAUUUCAGUUUCAAACAAGAUUCUUCCACAAUAUAUUGCUCUAAAUGUUACGUUCAUUUACAUCAUAAAAGUAUUUUCUGUUUUAUUAUUUACUAUUAUACCAAAAUACAGUGGCGGUCAGCUAAUUAGGGAUACCGUUAAUUUGUUUGUAUGUAUAUCCAAAAGCCUGAUUUCAUUACUUUAACUUUGUUUCGUUAAGUGACAAAUAUUUAUCGAUAAGUCGAUAAAACAGUUAGGUCAAUCCCUCUGACAGUUUGAUUUUUGCUAUGAAGAAUUCCGCUCAUUGCACAUUACACCCAGGCUUGUCAUGUUUGCUGCGCCCAUAUUGGCUUACACGGCCAUGUAAAACGUCGCCCUACCUGAUACUGCUUGUACAGUCUAAAUAGUCUCGACGGCCAUUGAUGAUGUGACUAGACUUAAAUCGACCGGGAUAUGAACCGUCAUUACCUUUAUAUUGUUUUUGAGCUCCCGUUUUGAUUUAAUAUUUGUUUAAGUCUAGUAAAACUAACCGUGAAUCAUUCAAAACGGAUGAUGAGUGACGGAGUAUGACCGCCAUCGUAACAUAGUCAAUUGACCAAUUGUAUAAAAUUAAGGCACACUGUGCGUGUGAACGUGCGCAUGGUAAUAUACAGAUCUUUAUGAGAGACGUCACAUCGCUGGCGUGGCGUGUGCGUGCACGGCUCCAACAUGACACAAGUACGCAUACGCCUAGGUAAUGGACCCUUCGGAUCCCAAGUAUCUACGUUUAUAACUUAAUACGAUAUACGUUUAUAUGCCGACAUCAUAAAUAUGAUGUAACUGCGCGCCUUAGGGUAAAGUGUGCUAUUUAGGUGGAGGUAGAGUCAAGUAGGGUACUUACUUAAGCAUAUAGUUUGUUAAUAAAAAUAUUUUAUUGAAGCUCUCUUUAUAUGUAAGAAAGUUUUGGUGUUUUGAUUCAUUUGGACAGUCAAUUUUUUUCACAUAAUAUAUCUUGUAUUUAUGCUAAAGGACCAUGGGUAACUUCGUAUGGAGCCUGGUUCAAAAACCAACAGAAAUGAGAGGUCAUUAGAUAGGUAUUUCUAUGUACUUCAUUUCGUUCUAUGGGCACCAAGCGGAAUUCCAUUGCAGAACUGAGAUAUUUCUACAAGUUGCCCUUGAGCAUUGCGAGAGAUUUUAAUGGUGCAUUCCUGAUGGCAACAGAAGCAAAAAAUGUUAUGACUUUUGAAAUUCGACAAAAAAAAUUGUUUUGUUUUUUUUUUUCCUUUAUUUGAACACUCCUGUACAUAAAACGUAAUUUUUAUUGAUAAACACAACCUAAAAUUAACUAUUAAGUUUUUUUUUAUUUGGGGGUGGCCUCUCGAAUACAUUUUUUUAAUUUUUCGAUGUCAAUCAAUAGGUACGUCCUGACUAGACCUCAAAAUGGGCAUGCCGCAGUAAAAAAUGUGUUUUGUACCGACUUACGGCGAAAGAAUGAUUUCGAAAAACAUUUAAUUAUCUCUGAAACUAGGCCUAAUCCAGAAAAAAUUAUAUGACAUUUUAGUUUCUAAAUAUUACGAGGAAUUCUUAGUUAAAAUGUCUCGCAAUGCUCACGGGCACCUUGUAUUUUAGUCAAAAUGUCAUCAUCCUUAUUACCUAAGUAAUAGAGUCCAACCCCCUUAUUCAUAAACGUCUACUAAAGUUGACAAGCCGCUAAUAAUCGUUUGGCCCUUUUCAUCAUACCAAUACGUCGGAAAGGGACAAACGAUUAUUAGCGGCUUGUCAACUUUAGUAGACGUUUAUGAAUAAGGGGGCAAGUAAGUAAUAUCUGCUGCAGGGUAGAUAUUCGCGCACCGCUGCGAGCGCUGCAAGGCCUAGCGGUGGACUCUAUUGCCUACUUAAUAAGGAUCAUGACAUUUUGACUAAAAUACAAAUAUCUCAGUUCUGCAAUGGAUUUCCGCUUGGUGCCCAUAUAACAAAAUACUGUACAUAAAAAUACCUGUCUAAUGACCUAAUUCCCAACUCUGUUGGUCUUUGGCCCAUUUAGACACAGUUUGCAUGAACAUGCCUGCAACGAUAUAGCAAUAAUUACUAUCUUCUGUAUACUUUUUUUUACCAUUUGACCGCCAAAAACUCCAACUGCAGCCCAAUAUCAACUAAGUGCGUUGCAACAAGGUUCACAACAACGCGCCGCACACGACAGGCGUUCAAAGGGUUAACAAUGAAUAUUACUAAAUCCUAAGAAUUUCAUUCAUUCCAAUAAGAUUAAAUAUGUAACUCGACGACGCUUAUAAUUUAAAAACAAUUAGAUAUACAUAACUGUAUUCACAAUAGAUUUAAACCCAGUGUUUCAGACGAGUUGUAAACGAUAUGUAUACGAUUUUAAUUUUUCGACGGUUUUGCUUUGUGUAUAGAUAGCGCGGUGUUAUGUUAUAUUUUAUACUUGUAUUGUUAUUUAUUUUAACUGUAAACUGCAUGAUAUAUCUAAGGGUGGUCCUUAUUUCGUCGAAGGUAUAUUUUUCUACGGGGCACCCGCUUAAUGUAAAUCUACCACUAGAAAAACCAUAUAUUUCAUUUUCAGAUACAUUUUAAGGCUCUGUACCGCACUUUGAAUAUUUGGACCCCCCAUACAAAAUGUUUUUUUUUUUUUCGAUUUUUCGUUGUGGGGCGAUGAGUCGAGAGUGUUUACUACACUCAGCAAUGCACAUAAAAUAACGACGCUGAUUUUCUAAAUUUAUUUUAUUAAUAUUUUAGGGGUUCUAUGUAUUGAUUGAGAGGUGCGUCCUUUCCGUUCCUAUAAACACGAAUAAAAAGGAUUUAACAAAUUAGCAAUGUUCCAAUAUAACUUCGACGAAAUAAGGACCACCCUAGUAUACCUACUACAUACACUGAAGAAGGCAUGCUUUAUAAUUUGAUAAUCAAAUAAUAUAGAAUAACGAAGUCAAGCGUGUCAAGAGCAAUAUCUAAAUUGAAACUAACCCGUGAAGACAAGUGGUCUUGGCAUAACGUCGAAGAAGUCAUGAAAACUAUAUCUGGAUGCUGUUAAAAGCAAAAAUGUGGAAACUCACAUUUAUUAUGCGUAAGUUGUCAACCCAAAAAAAAUAAUUGACAAAAUGAAUGUGGGUUGACACAUUUUUGCUUAACCGCAUCCAGAUGUAGUUAUCAUGAAUUCUCCAAAGGUUACCGAAAAUCGCAUGCGAUUUUCAAUAAAUUGGGGCAUUUGAUCGAUUGAUUGAAUUGGGUGCUUCUACUUAUCGAGCAAUUAUCUGAAAUCGCAUGCCACUUGUCGCAAGGUUUGUAGAACCUGUAGAGGGUCUGUAGAGCCUGCAGGCCUCUGACAGGUCACAGUAAUCUUCAUUUUUAUUUCCCUUCGUUGUUUUAUUUACGGACUUAAUUUAAUACCAUUGAAGAUGUUUUCGAGCGUAUUUGAGUAUUAUUUUUCUACUCAUUUUAAAUUCCAAUAAUUUUAAUUACUUACACUUAAAAUUGUAAAUGGUCAGUGCUGAUUUGGUGAUUCUAGUGCCUUAGAAUUAAUUGCUUGCCGGCCAAUUGUUCUAUGUGUAAGACAUUUUAAGAUUUUGCGUGUACUACAGGAUGCUAGCAGCAGAUUACCGUUUUCAACAUUUAAUAAAAAAAAACUAGAACAUUUUAUUUUGUUAAUUAUGCAAAUUAGACUAAAUGAUGAAUUCGUACUCAAUCCUUCAUUUUCUGCAUAUUUCGAAAUAAAUACAAAACUUACGCCUUACGAUACUUUGCGUUUGAAAAUUAUUUGAAAUCGAGAAUCUGCUGCUGGGCACCCUGGUCGCGGCUUCACUUAAUAAGGCUACUAGGCAAGUCCAAAGACUUAACAUAAGAUGCCAUAUGUUUGUAAAUAUUUGUUAGUUCUUUUGAUUUCGUACUCUUACACUAAUUAUUUCACAAUAAUUCCAAGUAUUGCAUUUCAUUUUAGAAUUAUUUUAAUUCACACAAUAUUGUGUUUUCAGUUUUAAUAAAACGAUGUUUUAGAA
Cydia pomonella (codling moth) is the source of this 9893-nucleotide messenger RNA. RefSeq names its product N-acetyltransferase ESCO2 (gene eco). Lineage: Eukaryota; Metazoa; Arthropoda; Insecta; Lepidoptera; Tortricidae. Gene Ontology annotation, biological process: mitotic sister chromatid cohesion. The record is from RefSeq and is a predicted model, not a curated record. The transcript has 11 exons. Gene Ontology annotation, molecular function: protein-lysine-acetyltransferase activity. Gene Ontology annotation, cellular component: nucleus; chromatin. Bases 800 to 3409 code for a protein of 869 amino acids.